AUGGCUGCCUUGACCUUGAGGUGCUACUGCUACUCAUCUAGUGUAACCAUCGUUCCGAGGAGGAAGACCUCGAGGACGACGAUCAUAAGAGCCUCCAUCUCCAUCGAUGACUGCUCAAGUUCUGAGUCCAAGAAAAAAUCCAACUCUGUCCGCUUCACCGGCAAGGUCAACAAGGUUUAUGAGGACAAGAACAUGGGAAUCCUCUGCUACACCGAUGAGAACGGUGAAUUGGUGUGUGAAGGCCUAGACGAAGGCCCGAGGCUGACCUGGCAGGACAUGGAGAAACUCAAUAUAGAGAAAAAAACGAAGAACCGAGAACAUCAGAGGCAGAGGACGACAGCGCCUACAGUGGGUAGGAUCGACUGGAGCAGCCUCCAGGCUGCUGUUAGCAUGGGGAAGAACUGA
Molecule: messenger RNA, 405 nt
Organism: Miscanthus lutarioriparius
Lineage: Eukaryota; Viridiplantae; Streptophyta; Magnoliopsida; Poales; Poaceae
Source: the annotation of a GenBank genome assembly